This is a messenger RNA of Aspergillus glaucus CBS 516.65, 306 nucleotides long. RefSeq lists its product as uncharacterized. The annotation marks the transcript as partial. Lineage: Eukaryota; Fungi; Ascomycota; Eurotiomycetes; Eurotiales; Aspergillaceae. The record is from RefSeq and is a predicted model, not a curated record. The transcript has a single exon.
AGUCGCAGCGAAGACUUUGACCGCACAGUGCUGAACCCCAAGCGCAACGAGGGCACAAAGUCCGGUACAGACAGCGAAGUCGCGCAGCACGGCGCGGCGUAUGAUCCUAACCGGACGUCACCGGAGAGCGAGAUGGAGGAGAUGGAGGAGGAGACACAGGCGGAGGGGGCACCGGCGAAUCCGUUGGAUGUGAGUGGUGCGAAUCAGGAGGUGAAUCAGUCGCGGGAUCCGAGGGAGGGAAUGGCGGAUCGGAAUGCGGAUAGGGAGGGGCAUAGUACGAGGGGGUUUACGCCGAAGGGUCAUAAG